Molecule: messenger RNA, 933 nt
Organism: Cordyceps militaris CM01
Lineage: Eukaryota; Fungi; Ascomycota; Sordariomycetes; Hypocreales; Cordycipitaceae
Product: peroxisomal membrane protein Pmp47, putative
Exons: 2
Coding region: 1-933 (310 amino acids)
Cellular component (GO): peroxisomal membrane
Molecular function (GO): coenzyme A transmembrane transporter activity; FAD transmembrane transporter activity; ADP transmembrane transporter activity
Source: RefSeq, a predicted model, not a curated record
AUGGCUGCCCCAAACGACAAUGUCACGCACGCCCUCGCCGGUGCCGGCGGUGGCAUCCUGUCCAUGGUCCUGACGUACGAAAUGACCGAAACUAUCUCUCUCGCCUACCUUGUCGAGUCGAAAAAGGCCGACAGCAAGUUUAGCGAUGCCGUGCAGAAAAUCAUUGCCCGCGAGGGCGUCGCCGGCCUCUACUCGGGCAUCAACUCGGCGCUCUUCGGCAUCAGCGUCACCAACUUUGUCUACUACUACUGGUACGAAUGGACGCGCUCCUUCUUCGAGGCGGCCGCUGUCAAGGCCGGUCGCGCCAGCAAGAGGCUCACCACGAUCGAGUCCAUGAUCGCCGGCGCCAUUGCCGGUUCCGCCACUGUUGUCCUCACCAACCCCAUUUGGGUCGUCAACACGCGCGUCACCACGUACAAGCACGACGCCAACGCCGAACUCGAGGCCGGCCGCCGCGGCAAGGCGCUCGCCCGCCCCUCAACCCUGGCCACCCUCAUGGCCCUGCUGAAGAGGGAGGGACCCCAAGCCCUCUUCUCCGGCGUCAUGCCCGCCCUGGUGCUCGUCAUCAACCCCAUUCUCCAGUACACGCUCUUUGAGCAGAUGAAGAAUGCCGUCGAGCGCCGCCGCAAGAUCACGCCCACCAUUGCCUUCUUCCUCGGCGCUCUCGGCAAGCUCUUUGCUACAUCAGUCACGUACCCCUACAUCACCGUCAAGAGCAAGAUGCACGUCGCCAGCACCUCAAGCAAGAAGGACGGCAUGUCGCAGACCCUCAACCGCGUGGUCCGUGAGGAGGGUUACGCUGGCCUUUACAAGGGCAUUGUCCCCAAGGUCACCCAGAGCGUCCUGACCGCUGCUUUCUUGUUCGCCUUCAAGGACGUCCUCUUCGACCAAAUCGUCAAACUCCGCAGCAACCGCAAGAUUGCGGCCAAGUAG